UUAGUUGACGAUGAAAAAUAAUACAAGUAUGUCAUUUUAAUUUAUACGUGAUAUGAAGUUUAAAAUUAUAAACUAUUUAAUAUUAAUUUAUUUAAUAUUAUUUUUAAGUAUUAAUAAUUGUCAAUCACGUAUUCCAAGUUAUCUUGAAGAAUGUUACGAGAAAGAAUUUAUUCAAGGACCACAACUUCCCAUGAAUCUUAUGGUGUUAAUUGAUAUUAUAAGAAAAGCUGAAAAAUCAUGUGAAACAACAAUGGAUUUAAGAUUAUUUUCUUCAUCAUUAUUACACAGAUUUAAAUUUGAUGGAAUUGAAAAACAUUCUGAUAUUAAAUUUGAUAAUGGAAUAUUGCCAUUUAGUGGUACGGGUUAUCAACGUAUGAAAAAUAGUAUUAUUCAUGAUCUUGUACCUGGAAAUUAUAAAAAUUUUCCAGAUAAAAAUUUAACAAUUUAUGAACGUUGUGCAUUACAUCGUGCAAUAUCAAAUACAAUUUUAGAUACUGAAAAUCCAGAAAAUGAUAAAUUUUGUAUGGAAAGACCAACUGAAAAAAUAUCAGAAACAUUAAUGUCAAAAAAUAUGAGAAAGUGUCCACUGGAGCAAGGUGUUAUUUUAACACCUUAUGGUACUUUAUCACCUGGUGCAAUUAUUUCAGCAAUAGCAGCAGCUCUUCAGCCACAAAAAGUUGCUGUUAAAUUACUUUUGGAUCAGUCAAAUGAAUUUGCAUUAAAUCAAGAUGAUGUUGACAUUAUUUUUCCAGAUAAUAAAAUGAUUGGUGAUAAAUCAAUGUGGUUGAAAUCAAUUUUAUCAUCUUCAUUGGAAAUUGAUAAUACCUGGGCAGCAACAAUUGCUGGUGAUUUGGCAGAAAUGGCAAUAUAUCAGGGUCCAUUACAUAGCACAAAAAUGAUGCUUGGUGGUACUGGUUUUUGGAAUAAUACCAUGAGACCACAAGUAUUUUAUUUACUUGGUAAAGAUGGUACAUUUGAUGCAACAAGAUCUGAACUUAUUGGAGAUAUUGAUGGAUUUAUAAUUGCUAAAAAUUUACAAUAUUGGAAAACACAAUAUAGUAAUUUAAGAUUAAGUCAAAUUUUAGAUUUAUAUUAUUCAACAAAAGGUAGUGUUUUUCAUUCAGAUGUGCGAGCAUGUACAAGAGGUAGAGCAUUUUGGUUUGUUGCCUUGAGAACAGUUCUUGAAGAACAAGUUUUUGCAUUUGCUCAAGUAUUGGCUUAUCGUCGUUCAAUUGCACACAUGACAAAUCAAGUAUUAAAAAAUUUAGUUACACAAGUUGUUGAUAAAUUUACAGAUUAUACAAAUAAUCAUUUAUUUCCUGAGCUUUUUUGUAUCAAUGAAAAAAAUCAUCCAAGGGUUGAAGUUCUAGUGGCUUUUGAUGGAGCUUGGAGUGUAGAAUAUACUUCAGAUUUUAUUGCGGUACUUUUAGAAGACUUGGAUGUAUCUGUAUUUGGCUCAAAGAUUGGUUUAAUAAAUGGUGAAAAUGGUAGAUGGUUAUUAAAUGUUACAAACAGUCCAGCAAUUGUUCAUACAGCAUUUUACAAUUUAAGCUCAAACUCUUGGCCAAGUAAAAUAAAUUUAUCUGCAAUUUUUAAUCAAGUUGAUAAUUAUUUUACUGACAAAUGGAUCAAAACAAAUCAACAACUCAAUAGUUUUGGUAAUUUAGGACAAGUUAUUCUUAUUCUUGCACCAACAAUUAAAAUGACAACUCAAGAAAAACAAUUAGCUGUAUCGACAAUGAGUAAUCUUCGUAAAAAUCAUCCUGAUAUUAAUAUUAUGUAUUACACAACAGAAGAAAAUUCAAAAAAUCUUGAUGGCCUGUUACUCGACGAGAGAGAUUAUUUAAUAUUUACAUCUAGAAUUGAUGAAAUUGUAAGAUUUCUUUUGACAAUUCCUCGUAGUAUUAGACCUGGUAAAUGCAGUCAAUAUCCUUAUCGUGAAACCGUCAAUCAAAUGGAAGAGUAUGUUCAACCAUAUGAAACAAUUAUUUAUCGUUUAGAUCAAAUGUGGAAAAUAAAUACAAAAGAAAUAGCAUUAAAUUUUUCUGUUGUCGGGUAUGGAACAAUUGAAGUUUGCACAUGGAAUCAAAAAAGAUACGAUGGUCGACAAGAAAAAUUAUAUUGUCGUGAAGUAUCUGGACACAGUGAAACAACUUUUAUAGAAACUUUUAAAUGCCAUGAUAAAAUUAAUUGCACUGCCAUUCAUUAUCAAGUUAGAGGAAUGUCUUCGACAAAAAAAUGUACAGAAAUUGAAUGUAGAACUCCAGAACAUAUUCGUUACUUGAUGAGACUUGAAAAUUAUUUGUGUUCUGGUAUGUCAAAUAUUUCACCGAAAUUUUUCAUGUUUGUAAUUUUAAUUUUUUUCAUAAUAAAAUAACUCAACAUAG
Messenger RNA from Aphidius gifuensis, 2387 nucleotides. RefSeq lists its product as uncharacterized. Lineage: Eukaryota; Metazoa; Arthropoda; Insecta; Hymenoptera; Braconidae. The record is from RefSeq and is a predicted model, not a curated record. The transcript is spliced from 5 exons. The coding region runs from base 53 to 2377 and encodes 774 amino acids.